This is a messenger RNA of Bradysia coprophila, 3190 nucleotides long. It is a transcript of the gene dsh, whose product is annotated as Segment polarity protein dishevelled. NCBI's taxonomy places the organism in Eukaryota, Metazoa, Arthropoda, Insecta, Diptera, Sciaridae. Gene Ontology annotation, cellular component: cytosol. Gene Ontology annotation, biological process: canonical Wnt signaling pathway; intracellular signal transduction. Gene Ontology annotation, molecular function: frizzled binding. The record is from RefSeq and is a predicted model, not a curated record.
GCAAAACUCCAUUUUGAAAUUUCCAUCGACUAAAAACACAUAUGAUUGCACGGAACAAUUUAAAAAAAAUUUACCAAUUGUUUUCUAUCGAAUUCGGCAAUUAUUGCAAUUAGCGGUGUUAAUUCAGUGAAUUCGACAUUAGUGUAAUGUUUGCAAAUCGGUUUCAUUGACGGUUUCCCGAUAUAAAAACAAGAUCGUGGGCGUGUAAAAGUAGAGAGAAAAAAAAAGUUUUUCCGAAUUUCGUUUAUUAUUUUAACGCUGCGGGAUUCUGUUUUGAAGAAUGGUAAAAUAUACCUGAGCAUCGAAUUCUACCGGUUUGUUCGAAAGGACCUUAAAUUCAGUGUCAAAAUGUUCGUCUGAAACAAAUCCUCGCCAAUGUUGAUGGCUUUUGUUGUAUUUUGGGUACGUGCACCCGUCUAAAGAAAAAAGUUCGUGCAAAACAAAUCAUUCGAGCUGGCUGAGCCCACAAUAAAAGUCCACUUUGUGCAUCGACUGAGAAUUCGAGUUGUUCGCCAACCGUAAUCUUCCAAAAGCUGAACAAACUGAUCGACUGACGUCUUUAACACAGUCCACAUCCGUCUUCCUUUAAACUUUCGGCUUAACAUUUUGAUUAGUAUACUACGUUGAGGUGAACAUGGAUGAAAAUAAAUUAUCGGGCGAAACAAAAGUUAUUUAUCACAUCGAUGAUGAAACGACACCGUAUUUGGUUAAAAUACCAUUGCCAUCGUCUCAAGUUACGCUGAAGGAUUUCAAAAUGGUUUUAAACAAACAGAACAGCAACUACAAAUACUUCUUCAAAUCUAUGGACGCUGAUUUUGGGGUCGUCAAAGAAGAAAUUGCCGAUGACUCCACAAUUUUGCCUUGCUUUAAUUUACGAGUUGUUUCUUGGCUCGUUACUGCCGAUGGAUCCAAUCAGUCGGAUAAUUGUUCCGAAAUGCCACACAGUGAAAUAGAAAGUCGAGUGGGUAAGUUGAGAACUCGUCGGUGUGUUAAACAUUUGCGCCAUUUACAUGUUUGCAUCAUCGUUACAGCCACCAAUCUCCGGAAACCAAUGCUAAACAUGAAUUCGAACAUUAUGAACAUCCCGCCAAAUCCGUUGACAUAUCAAAGUGCGUCUGUAAUGUCCAGUGACUUAGACUCGACCAGUCUGUUCGAAACGGAAAGCGAAAUCACAUUAGAUAGAGACAUGACAGAAUGCAGCAGUGUGCAACGAUUACAAGUGCGAAAGAAACCGCAAAGACGUAAGAAGCGCGCCCCAAGUAUGAGUCGAACGUCCAGUUACAGUUCCAUCACCGAUUCGACCAUGUCACUCAACAUCAUCACAGUUUCCAUCAACAUGGAAGCGGUUAACUUUCUCGGAAUUUCAAUUGUCGGUCAAUCGAACCGUGGCGGAGACGGUGGAAUUUAUGUGGGCAGCAUAAUGAAAGGCGGAGCUGUUGCUUUGGAUGGACGAAUUGAACCGGGCGACAUGAUUCUGCAGGUGAACGACGUAAAUUUCGAGAAUAUGACGAACGAUGAAGCGGUUCGCGUUCUUCGAGAGGUCGUAUCGAAGCCGGGACCGAUAAAGCUAGUUGUUGCCAAAUGCUGGGACCCAAAUCCAAAGGGCUAUUUCACAAUUCCUCGAACCGAACCGGUUCGACCGAUUGAUCCGGGCGCUUGGGUCGCACACACACAGGCAUUAACGUCACACAAUCACGAAAACAUGUGCCAAGAAAUUCAAGAGCCUACACGCGAGCGCCUCGAUCGCAAUAAUUUGGAAGAGAUUGUCAAAGCAAUGACCAAACCGGACAGUGGAUUAGACAUUCGUGAUCGUAUGUGGCUGAAAAUAACCGUUCCCAAUGCAUUUAUCGGCUCGGAUGCGGUGAAUUGGGUGCUGGAAAAUGUGGAUGGAGUCAGUGAUCGGCGAGAGGCUAGACGCAUCGUUUCAUCAAUGUUACGUGCGAAUUUAAUAAGACACACCGUCAACAAGCUUACCUUUUCGGAGCACAGCUACUAUGUGUUGGGCGACGGUAAAAAUAAAUGUAAGCGCAACGGCUCAUCAAGCCUUUUGUCAUUCUUGACAUCGGUCACUAACAUUUGUUCGUUUCCAAUUGCAGCAGGUAGAUCGACAAUUAGUCUGGGCGGAGAUACGGACAGUAUUGCUAGUGAUAUAGCUCCAUUACCAAAUCCUCCAGUCUACAUGCCAUAUUCGGGGACUUACAAUCCCAGCCAUGGUUAUCAACCGAUUCAGUAUGGAUGCACCGAUCGACAUAUAUCGUCAGGCUCAAGCAGCUCUGAUGUGUUGACCAGUAAAGAUAUUUCAGCAUCACAGAGUGAUAUUACAUCGAUAAUACAACAGACUAAUCACAUGACUAUAACGAAUGGCUCAAACAAAUCAUCUGGUUCCUCAAAUCGCGGCAAUAACGACCAAGAAAUAUCGGUUUUCAGUUACGUUUUAUAGAGUACAGGGUCUACUCGACGACAAUGGCUGCUAAAUUUUCUUUUCGUUUUUUUUUUGUUCGUUAAUCCAUCCAUCGGACGUCUAAGUAUGAGAGUUACUAAAACGGUUAGUCAUUGGUGUCGAUAAUGACAAAAAUAAGCGAUUAGCCUCAAAUAGCAUUAUUUACAGAAAAAUCUAUUUUUUAACAAAUGAAGUAAUAGAUCUCGUGUCAAACAAACGAAGUAACAGAACAAAGUAACGAAUAUAUCGCGACUUGUUUGCCAUUUUGAAUAAUUUAGGAGAGUCAGGGUUUGAUAGUGAUCGGAAUAUCAAAAUAAUCUAUGGUGUUAGUAGACGACAAAUUAGUUGCGAAUUCCCGGUAUAGCCAGUCCGGCACUGUAGAUUGAUCAUUUUGUGCCAACUAUCAAAUCGGAUGCGCAUUGGAAAAUAUGAUCCUUUCUUUGAUGUGAAAUUUACCAGACAUUUGCUACCGACAACAACGACAAAGAUAAGCAAUGAAGUCAGGCAUACCGUUUCUUGUAUAGCCUACGCCUCUUUCUAAAAUGUUGAGACGAAAAUGUUGAGGACAAUGGGUGUCCUAAUGAAGGCAGAUGUGUCUUAGAAGUGUUAAACCUGAAAAUACAGUUUUUAUUCAAUGAUGAUGUUCAAAGGUUAAGCUGGACGGUACGACCGACCUUUUAAUCAUUUUUAGCCCCGUACGAAGUACAAAGGGGCUUAUAGGAUUACGAUGCCGUGUGUAAUUGAUGGAAU